AUGGCUCUUCCUCGCAUCACUAUCCUGGGCUCCCUCAACAUUGACCUUGUCUCCUACGCCCCCCACCACCCCGUUCCCGGCGAAACCCUCACAUCCUCCGCCUAUGCCGUCUCCUGUGGCGGUAAGGGCGCCAACCAAGCCGUCGCCUGCGCCAAGCUCUCCCGCAAGCCCGACCUCUCCAGCCCCUCUGCCCACGUCGCCAUGCUCGGCGCCCUGGGCUCCGACUCGUACGGCAGUCAGCUGCGCGACUCGCUCGCCUCCUACGGGGUCGACACAGACGGCGUGCUCACUCGCGAGGGAAAGAACACCGGCGUCGCAAUCAUCAUCGUCGACGAGCCCUCUGGUCAGAACCGCAUCGUUUUCUCCCCGGAGUCGAACCACUCCCUCCUUCCCGCGCAUUUCGCCACCCUCCCUGACCCGAAGCCAGACCUGCUUAUCAUGCAGCUCGAGAUUCCCUUCGAUACCGUCAUGCAGGCCCUCGCCGCCGCUAAGACAGCUAACGUCCCUGUUUUACUCAACCCUGCCCCAACGCAGGAGCUGCCCCUCGCCGCGUACGACGGCCUCGCGCACCUCAUCGUUAAUGAAACCGAGGCUGCGCUGCUAUCAGGUGCCAAGGAAGAGGAGCUGGAGGAUCCGCAGGGAUUGAAGCGCAUCGGUGCGUUGUUCAUUGAGAGGGGCGUGCUGAACGUGAUCAUCACCCUCGGUGGACGGGGCGUUUACUACGUGAACAAGGCGGGUCAGAGCGCGCUCGUCCCGGCUCUCAAGGCAGGGGUUGUGGACACCACAGCGGCUGGUGACACCUUCGUCGGAUCAUACGCCCUGGCUGCGGUAGACAGUGCGUUUGAUAUCGAGGAGGCGGUUCAGGAGGCCAACCGCGCUGCCGCAAAGACGGUCGCGAAAAGGGGUGCGCAAGUAUCGAUUCCUUGGAAGGAUGAGCUGUAA
This is a messenger RNA of Clonostachys rhizophaga, 942 nucleotides long. NCBI's taxonomy places the organism in Eukaryota, Fungi, Ascomycota, Sordariomycetes, Hypocreales, Bionectriaceae. The record is from the annotation of a GenBank genome assembly.